Molecule: messenger RNA, 5345 nt
Organism: Gopherus flavomarginatus (Mexican gopher tortoise)
Lineage: Eukaryota; Metazoa; Chordata; Testudines; Testudinidae
Gene: SMARCC1
Product: SWI/SNF related, matrix associated, actin dependent regulator of chromatin subfamily c member 1
Exons: 28
Coding region: 1-3351 (1116 amino acids)
Biological process (GO): positive regulation of DNA-templated transcription
Cellular component (GO): SWI/SNF complex; nBAF complex; npBAF complex
Molecular function (GO): histone binding; nucleosomal DNA binding
Source: RefSeq, a predicted model, not a curated record
AUGCGCGGAGGGAGGCGAGUGGGAGGUGCAGGGCCGCGGUGGCGGCGCUCGGCGAGGGUAACAAUGGCAGCGGCAGUGACUGCAGGUGGCGGCCCCGGCCCCGGGGCGGCGGCGGCGGGGCUGGCGGCACUGUCCGUAUCGCGGCGGAAAGACGGCGGCCCUACGGGCAAGUUCUGGGAGAGCCCGGAGACGGUGUCCCAGCUGGAGGCGGUGCGGGUCUGGCUGGGGAAGCACUACAAGAAGUACGUUCAGGCAGAUGCUCCGACCAAUAAAACAUUGGCUGGGCUGGUGGUGCAGCUGCUGCAGUUCCAGGAAGAUGCCUUUGGGAAACAUGUCACCAAUCCUGCCUUCACCAAACUUCCUGCCAAGUGCUUCAUGGAUUUUAAAGCUGGAGGUACAUUAUGUCAUAUUCUUGGUGCUGCUUACAAGUAUAAGAAUGAACAGGGCUGGCGGAGGUUUGAUCUGCAGAAUCCAUCGCGAAUGGAUCGAAAUGUGGAGAUGUUCAUGAACAUUGAAAAAACACUAGUGCAGAAUAAUUGUCUGAGCAGACCAACAAUCUACCUCAUUCCAGAUAUCGAAUUGAAGUUGGCUAAUAAACUAAAGGACAUUGUCAAACGUCACCAGGGAACCGUCACUGAUGAGAAGGCAAAGGCCACCCACCAUAUUUAUCCUAAUCCUACCUCACUGGAUGAUGAUGAAUGGUUGAGACCUGUGAUGAAGAAAGAUAAGCAGGUGUUGGUGCACUGGGGCUUUUACCCAGACAGCUAUGAUACUUGGGUUCAUGCUACUGACAUUGAAGCUGAAAUUGAAGAUGCUCCAAUUCCAGAAAAACCAUGGAAGGUUCAUGCCAAAUGGAUUUUGGACACAGAUAUAUUCAAUGAAUGGAUGAAUGAAGAGGAUUAUGAGGUGGAUGAGAACAAGAAGCCAGUGAGUUUUCGCCAGCGAAUCUCUAUGAAGAAUGAAGAGCCUGUCCGUAGCCCUGAGAGAAGAGACAGGAAAGCAGCAGCAAGUACCAGGAAAAGAAAGCAUUCACCUUCUCCUCCCCCGACUCCCGUGGAAUCGAGGAAAAAGACUGGAAAGAAAGGACAAGCAGGACUGUAUGGGAAAAGGCGAGGUCAGAAAGAAGACGAUGAGCAAGAAGAUCUUACCAAGGACAUGGAGGACCCAACACCUGUACCGAACAUAGAAGAAGUGGUACUUCCCAAAAAUGUGAACCCAAAGAAAGACAGUGAAAAUACGCCAGUGAAAGGAGGAACAGUAGCAGACCUAGAUGAGCAGGAUGAAGAGACAGUUGCUACAGGAGGAAAGGAAGAUGAAGAUCCCAACAAAGGUGAUCAGAGUCGAUCCAUUGACCCAGGUGAAGACAAUGUCACAGAACAGACCAAUCACAUAAUUAUUCCAAGCUAUGCAUCAUGGUUUGACUACAACUGUAUUCAUGUAAUUGAACGCCGCGCUCUGCCAGAGUUCUUCAAUGGGAAAAACAAGUCCAAGACUCCAGAAAUAUACCUGGCUUACCGUAACUUCAUGAUUGAUACAUAUCGCCUAAACCCUCAGGAGUACUUGACCAGCACUGCCUGCAGAAGGAACCUGACUGGAGAUGUAUGUGCUGUAAUGAGAGUGCAUGCCUUUCUGGAGCAGUGGGGUCUAGUUAACUACCAAGUGGAUCCAGAAAGCCGUCCCAUGGCAAUGGGUCCUCCUCCUACUCCUCACUUCAAUGUUCUUGCUGAUACCCCCUCUGGACUUAUGCCUCUUCAUCUCCGAGCUCCUCAGGUCCCUGCUGCCCAGCAGAUGUUGAGCUUUCCUGAGAAGAACAAAGAAAAGCCUACUGACCUGCAGAACUUUGGACUUCGCACAGACAUUUACUCAAAGAAGACCUUGGCAAAGAGUAAGGGAGCCAGUGCUGGAAGAGAAUGGACAGAGCAAGAGACACUGCUGUUACUAGAGGCUCUGGAGAUGUACAAAGAUGACUGGAAUAAAGUCUCUGAGCACGUUGGGAGUCGUACCCAGGAUGAAUGCAUUCUCCAUUUUCUGAGACUUCCCAUAGAGGACCCUUAUCUGGAGAACUCUGAUGCAUCCUUGGGCCCAUUGGCUUACCAGCCUGUACCUUUCAGCCAGUCUGGAAACCCAGUGAUGAGCACUGUUGCUUUUUUGGCAUCUGUGGUAGAUCCUCGGGUGGCAUCAGCUGCAGCUAAAGCUGCUUUAGAGGAAUUUUCUCGAGUCCGAGAGGAGGUACCACUGGAACUAGUUGAAGCCCAUGUCAAGAAAGUGCAGGAGGCAGCAAGAACUUCUGGGAAGGUGGAUCCAACAUAUGGACUAGAGAGCAGCUGCAUUGCUGGAACAGGUCCAGAUGAGCCAGAGAAGCUUGAUGGAGUUGAAGAAGAAAAAAUGGAAACUGAGACAGAUGGGCAACAGUCAGAAAAGGUUGAAAGCAAAGGAGAAAGUGAAAUAGAGGAAGGUGAUAAGGUUCAGGAAGGAGAAAAUGAGAGAAAUCCAGAAAAGGAGCAGGACAUUGAAGUCACGUCUGAUACCAAGUCAGAAGAGAAGGAGGCAGAAGAGAACAAGGAGAACGUUGAGGCGUGCAAAGACAAGGAAAGCGACACUGGAAAGAAGAAAGUGGAACACGAAAUCUCUGAAGGAAAUGUAGCUACAGCUGCAGCUGCUGCUCUUGCCUCAGCUGCCACCAAAGCAAAGCACCUAGCAGCAGUGGAAGAGCGAAAGAUCAAGUCCUUGGUAGCCCUCUUGGUGGAAACACAAAUGAAGAAACUGGAGAUCAAACUUCGUCAUUUUGAAGAGCUGGAAACAAUCAUGGACAGAGAGAAAGAGGCAUUAGAACAGCAAAGGCAGCAGUUGCUGACCGAACGACAGAACUUCCACAUGGAGCAGCUGAAAUAUGCAGAAUUAAGGGCACGCCAGCAAAUGGAGCAGCAGCACAGUCAGAACACACAACAAUCACACCAGCAUUCCAGUGGGCCUGGCAUGAACCCACUUGGGGCACCGGGUCAUCCAGGCAUGCUGCCUCAUCAGCAGCCCCCUCCAUACCCUAUGUUGCACCACCAGAUGCCCCCCCCUCAUCCACCACAACCAGGACAGAUGCCAGGGCCAGGGUCAAUGAUACCUGGGCAGGCCAUGCCAGGCCGGAUGAUGCCAUCUGUGUCAGCCAACAUCCACCCAGCCAGCGGUGGCCCUCCCGCAUCUGGCAUGCCACCAAUGUCAGGAAACAUAAUUGGACCUCGUGUUCCCCUAGCAGCUCCAAAUGGCAUGUAUCCCCCUCCAUCGCAGCAGCCGCCACCACCAGCUGAUGGGGUGACUCCACCUACAACGGGAGCAACUCCGGCCUCAGCAGCUCCCUAAUGCAUCCAACAACAACUAAUUUCUAGAGCUGAUCCCUAGAACCAAGAUAGUGGCGACCAAAAAUGGAUUUCCUCAGUUUCCUUCUGUUUCUUUCAGGGGGGUUUGGUCUCCUGUCAGCCUGCCUGCACCUCCUCCCCUCUCACCGACUUUAUAGUCUGGCAUUAUUUGGCUGUACUCCUUUGGGGAGCUCUUACGCUGAACACAUCGAGCAGUAGUGUUACUUGAUGUUGCUGCUAGGACGUCCUUCACACGUUUGUCUGUUUACCCUAUGGAAUGAGUGCUCUGCGCUGGUUUUCCUUUAUCUUGCUGCUUCUGCUGGUUAAUCUUUGGAUUCUCUUUAGAGAUGGAGAGGGGCUUUUAGGCUGGACGCAUAACUGAAUAUUAGGCUGUAGUAGGUGGUGGGUUCCAUCCAUAGUCUCUGAGGUGUAAUCUACUGUGCAGUGUGCAAGGCAUCGAGUAAACAGAACAACCAGUGGCUUGAGCACAUAAGGGAGAGUGAGGGAGGAGUUCUCCUUCCACUGCCUUGGAGCGGAAGCUUUGUUAAUUCUGUCCGUAUUCAUUACAGGUAGAUAAUCAUUAAGGGCAAUAGCUGAGCCCCAAGGCUGCCUUGCUAACUUAUUAAAGAAAAUAUUGAUCCGAUGUGAAUAGAGCCAGGAGUGAAUCAGUUAGAAUCAAACCACUCUGAGCUUUAUUGCUCCAGUUUAUAUUUUAUUUUGUUUAAUUGGAAGGAGGGGACGUUUGUAGUUGAAUCCUCUUCCUUCUAGGUAGUUUGGUACAGUAGCCAACUGAGGAAUAAAACAAAUUUUAGUCCCUCUGUUUUUGGAGCAUAUACUUUUUUCUUUUAAAAUUGAACUUAAAAAAAAAUAGUAGAUAGCAAUGAAGUGCUAGUGUAUGGGAUUGGGUUGGGAUGGCUGGGGGGGUGAACGCCAGAACUACCUCUUGCAGUCAGCCGGGCUGGGCAGAAUUCAGCGAACGUGGUACUUUUUCUUUCUGGACUGGGAUUGGAGGUGGGAGAACACUCGCUCCUCUGUUCACACUUCACCCUCCACUUGCUGAGCUUUAUCAUUCCAUUCUUUGUGGGGCAGUGGGGGAACAGCUUUGGCAGUUGACUCCAAGCAUGUUCCACGAUUAGAGGCGAUUGAGAAGGCCAACACAAUGCCACUGAGUUUGGACUGCCAAAUGCUGGUCCUUGCCCUCAUCAUUAGUGACUGCAUGGUUCACAUCCUCUGUGUGGUUCAGACCCUCUCCUUCCAGAGAGCUUUCUGACAAGCGUCCUCACCAACGCACUUAGGAUCAUUCAGAGGUGGAUCUCUGUGAUCAGGAGUGUAAGGCUGUUUUAAAGCUUGACCACAGCUAUUUCACUAGUGGGGUGGAGGAUCUGAAACUCACAGAGCUAUUUCAUAAAGAACAAAUACAGAUUUGCCUUGAAGAGCACUCAAGUGCUUGAUGCCUCGAAAUGUUAAUAGUUGAACUUUCCAGACCCUGACAAUUUGCGCAUAUAUGUGAAGUAACCAUUUUUGGGCUGUCUGCACAUCAACUCCAUGCUCAUACAAUUGUACUUGGCCUUGUUACUUCCAGUGUUUAGGAAUAACACUUUCCCAUUGUCAAGCUCCAAGAAUCUGCAGUGCCUAGCAAAGAACGGUCAGGGCCUCUCCUCCCCCCACCUUUCAUAAAACAAAUCCAUUCCACAUGUUACCUUUCCCUCCAGGGCCUUUGGAGCGAGCAUGGAAUUCUGAUUCAGGCCAUGGUCCAGUUUAGAAUAACCUCAGGUUGUUUUUAGUGUGAUCAAUUUCAAAUUUAAAGGAUCCAGAUGGAGACUAUUUUUUACUGUACUAGUGAUGAUCCUACAAAGUACCUGAAUUCUUAACGCUGUUGUGUUUCUGUAUAAAUACAUGUGGCAACUUUUUCAUCUGAUCCUCUGUAUAGGGCCGGUUUUAUUCCUGCAACACAGCCACCCAAUUUUGUGAAAUAAAAAACAUGGUUUUUGUACAAAA